GCUGUCAGUAUAAAUUUGAUGCUUGUAACAUGCGUUUCUCUCCGAAAAAUUUGACAAGUAGUCUGUCUAGCUGUCGACUUUUUCGAAAUAUACAGCGUAAUGUGAUUUUCGGGGAAUCAAUACAGUGGGAAACGGCUAUGCGGGUUAGCUGAAACCUAGCAGUUAAAUACAUUGUAUUUUAAAAUCAGGGAUUUAUAGCUGUUCAUUGAUCAACAUUACUUAUAAACAUGACAUCAAGGCUGGAUAGGCUAUUCAUAUUAUUAGAAACAGGGACAAAUGCAGUAACUAAAAGAGCUGCAGCACAACAGUUAGGAGAAGCACAAAGAUUACAUCCUCAUGAUUUACAUCAUUUAUUAGCAAGAGUUUGUACUCUACUAAAAUCUCCACAAUGGGAUACUAGAGUUUCAGCUGCACAAGCUAUACAAGCUAUACUUGCUCAAGUCCCUGUUUGGGAUCCAUUACCUAUUAAAAAAGAAACACAUACAGAAGAUAGUGGAAUAAAAAAAUCAAAUAAUAAGUUAAAUUUGGAAGAUUUUGAUAUGGAAAAGAUUUUAGCACGUAGUUCACAUCUUACUGGAUCAGAAGGCAGUGAAUAUGAUUUAAUUGCUGUUGAUGGAGAACAAAUGCUACUUCCCAAUCAAGAAGAAAAAAUUGCUGCUAAAUUAGGUCUUCAUCCACAAUUAAUAGGAGUUGAUACAUCAGAAUUGUUUACAGCUGAAGAUCUUACUCCAAUAGUAUUACCACCUACCUCAAAUAUACAAACUAAAAUAUCUCUGAGUGAAACAUUAAAACAAUCUGGUGGUCUUAGUAGACGUGAAAUGAAUAGAGCUAGACGUAAGGCACGACAAUCGGUUUCGAAACGUUCACGAGAAUCGGAUGACCAUCGUAACAACGAAGAUUAUCAUAAUAAUUCAAAUGCUCAAUCUCCCGUUAGUACGGGAGAAUUAAAUAAAAAAAUUAAAUUAGAGGAAGUAAUUUCAUCAGAAAUUGGCAUUAAUUAUACACAGACUGAAUCAAGCAAUGGAGUACCAGAUAGUACUGGUUGCUGGCCGGAAACUUUGAUAGAUUGGCCUUUAGAAUCGUUUACAGAAAAUCUUUGUCAAGAUUUAUUUAGUCAAAAAUGGGAAAUAAGACAUGGCGCAGCAACUGCGUUACGAGAACUCAUAAAACUUCAUGGGAAAAGCGCAGGUAAAUCAAGGGAUCAAACUAUAGAAGAAAUGGCAGAAAGUCAUUAUCAGUGGCUUAUUGAUGCCGCUCUGCGAUUAUUAUGUGUCUUAGGACUAGAUAGAUUUGGCGAUUUUGUUUCUGAUCAAGUAGUUGCACCUGUACGAGAAACGUGUGCCCAAGCACUAGGUUCUCUUUUAUUAUUAGUGCCAAAUAAAAAUGAUAAUGAAGAUAAAAAUGGAGGAAUUAUAGGAAUACUUUCAGUUAUGCUAAAACUUUUAGAACAUGACGAAUGGGAAGCUAGACAUGGUGCAUUACUUGCACUUAAAUAUUUGCUUGCUGUACGAGAUGAUUUAUUAGAUGACAUUUUACCAAGAAUAUUUCCAGCUACUAUGAAAGGUCUUUCUGAUCCAGUUGAUGAUGUAGGUGCUGCUGCAGCAAGUGCACUUAUACCAGUAGCAUCUGCUUUACCACGUUUAUUAAAACCAUCAGAAUUGGAAGCAAUUAUAAUUCGUCUUUGGGAACUUUUACGUGAACAAGAUGAUCUAGCAGCAGCAUGUAAUAGUUUUAUGGGAUUACUUGCUGCUAUACUUUCAUUACCUUCGGCACGUGCUUGUCUUACACCUCAACCAUUGUCGCAAGUUUUACCACGACUAUGGCCAUUUCUUAGUCAUUCUAGUUCGAGUGUACGUAAAGCCACUCUACAAACAUUACAAACAUUAACUGGAGAUGACGGUGCUCAUAAUGAAAAUAAAAAAGAACGAUGGGGCGAAGGAGGUGGAUUUGUAUUACAAGAAGCUCUUCGUCAUGUUUUUCAACGCGUGCUGAUAGAACAUGUAAUUGCCAUACAAGAUGUAGCUGAACGUGUUUGGGAAAAUCUAGUCGUACAAAGUGAUCUCGAACUUCUAUUGCAUGCUGCGUGUCCUCUUGUCAGCACUUGGCUCUGUCUUGCUAUGCAACCGGAACACGUGCCAUUUAAUCCGAACUUACUAAUGAUAAUAAGUUCUAGUAAAGCAGCUAAAAGUAACCAAGUUAUUGGUAUUUGCGAUGGACAAUCAGAUGUUACUAAUAAUGGAGGAAAUAAUAAUGUCAGCACAAAUGUAAAAUCCAUAUCUGAAUUAAAAGUUUAUAUUGGUGGAAUUGAAACUGUAGCUCAAAAUAUAAGAAAAUCAAAUGUAGUUCAGGCUCGUUGUAGAGCUGCACGAAUGCUAGGAUUGUUAUCGCAUUACGUAGUACAACCUGCACCAGGUGUUACUUACACACCAGAUGUACCUAGUCCUUCACUUUGUUAUGCUAAAGUAUUACUGGCACAUCUUAAUUCGCGCUCGGCAUUGCAACGCACUGUUGCAGGUUUAACGAUGUCUCAUUGGGCGACUGUAAAUAACAUGAAACCUCCUACAAUACCAGAUAUUCUAAGGAAGAGACUAUUGGAGUGUUUGAACGAAUGCGUAUACUAUGACGAGAUCGCCACAUCUUUUACUCGUCUACUACACGACAGUCGUGAUUACAUUGCUACUCUCAAACAUUAUAAAUUGCCUGUUCCUAUCGAAAUAGAUGCAUCGGGAGUAAUGACUCUCGAUCAAAUUGCAAAUCUUGCUGGAAAGCCAAUUUCAGAACUUUGUGCCAUGGGCAAUGCAACAAGCUCCGGAGGAUCCAGCGGAAAUAUUAGCGGCUCUAGUACGAUUAAGUUGAAGCCAAAGUUGAUCGAAAGUUUAGAAGAUAGACGAAAAGCAUUAGAAAUAGGUGCUGCCGAUACAGCAGCCCAGCAACUUUCGUACAAUGUUAUGUCAAUGGCAGCACUUGCUGGUGCUGCUACGAUGUUACAUUGUCUUCCUCCGUCCCCGCAACCUUUGAAUCCAUUGGUAAAACCAUUAAUGGAAUCUAUCAAACGUGAAGAAAAUGAAGAGUUACAAAAGUUAGCUGCAAAGCAUUUGUCAUAUCUAGUUGAUCUUUGUGUAGAUAGAAAACCUUCUCCUAAUGCAAAGAUAUCGACCAAUUUAUGUACAUUCCUAUGUUCGGAUAUUGAAUUUACACCUCGUGUGAAUUGUAAUACAGACUCAGAUCUAUUUGAUGGAAUUCUUACUUUGAGCAAUAGACAAAAACAUGCUGAAAGAAUAGCUUAUAAUCGAGGCGCCAAUAGUGGACUUGGUGGAAGCAGAGGACCUGGUCGACCACCAACAACUGAAAUUCCUUUAGAAGAACUACUUGCUUGCGAGGAACCUGAAGCUAAAGCUGCUAGAACUCGUCGUCGUGGAGCUACUUUAGCACUUACUGCUAUAGCUACGCUAUUUGGUUCACAAUUACCUACACGUUUACCACAUCUUUGGGAAUUAAUUUUACCGAACAUAUUACGUGAAGAGGAUAAAAUCGUUAGUCGUGAAAAUACUCAAGAAGAAGUAAAUCAGUUAAUUUUUGGUUUACAAGUUUUAGAAAUUAUGGCACCCAGUCUUGAUAAAGCUUUACUGCCUCCCGCUCUAGAAUGUCUUUCAUGUUUAUGUCAAUUAUUGGCUCAUCCUUACAAAGCUGUUAGACAUAUGGCAUCAAGAUGUAUUGCUAUAUUAGCUACAUUAGAUACUGAAAAGAUUAUGACUCAUGUUACGCGCCGAAUAAUACCGCUUCUAGAAGCAACUGGCGGAGAAAAAAUAUAUUCAACAACUGUAGUAGCACCGAAUGAAGUAGAUACAAUAAGACAGGGUGGAGCUGAAGCAUUAACGUGCCUUGUCGAAAGUUUAGGUGUUAAUAUUGUUCCAUAUGCUGUACUCUUUAUGGUUCCUUUACUUGGUCGUAUGAGUGAUCAAAAUCAGGCUGUAAGAUUAGCUUGUAGUGCUACAUUUGCAACACUUGUACAAUUAUUACCUCUUGAUCCUGGUGCAAUUGCAGAUCCACCAGAUUUAGUAGAAAAGAAAGCACAAGAGCGACGAUUCUUAGAACAACUUUUAAAUCCACGCAGUAUUCCAGAUACCGAAUUACCGAUUUUAGUAGCUGCCGAAUUACGUUCUUAUCAGAGACAAGGCUUAAAUUGGUUAAAUUUCUUAAAUCGUUAUCAACUUCAUGGAGUUUUAUGUGAUGAUAUGGGUCUUGGAAAAACAUUACAAACUCUUUGUAUAUUAGCUUUAGACCAUCAUCGCAAUCCUCAUGCUCCACCAAGUCUAGUGGUUUGUCCACCAACUCUGACUGGUCAUUGGGUAUAUGAAGCAGAAAAGUUUUUCGAAACCAAAGAUCUUUCGGUAUUACAAUAUGCUGGCACACCACCCGAACGUGAAAAAUUACGUCCAAGAGUUACUUAUCACAGACUUGUUGUAGCCAGUUACGAUAUAGUACGUAAAGAUAUUGAUUAUUUUGAAACUCGUCAAUGGAAUUAUUGUGUACUUGACGAAGGUCAUGUUAUCAAAAAUGGAAAAACAAAAAGUGCGAAGGCAACUAAACGAUUGCAUGCAAAUCAUAGACUUAUACUCUCGGGAACACCAGUACAAAAUGACGUUCUUGAAUUAUGGUCCUUAUUCGAUUUUUUAAUGCCAGGUUUUCUAGGCACUGAAAAACAAUUUGCGGCAAAGUACUCACGUCCUAUUCUAGCUUGUAGAGAACCAAAAGCUGGUCCAAAAGAACAAGAGGCUGGAGCUCUUGCUAUGGAAGCACUUCAUAGACAAGUUUUGCCAUUUUUAUUGAGACGAAAUAAAGAAGAUGUUCUUCAAGAUUUACCACCCAAAAUUACACAAGAUUACUAUUGUGAUUUAUCAUCGUUACAACGUAUGUUAUAUGAAGAUUUUCGUACUCGACAUUCUGCUACUUUGUUAUCUUCUACAUCAUGUACUUCCACCGGAAAUGAUUCACAUGGUGGCCACGUUUUUGAAGCUUUACGAUAUCUACGUAAUGUUUGCAAUCAUCCUAAAUUAGUCUUGAAUCAACGACAUCCAUUAUAUACAUCAAUAUGCAAUACAUUGAAACAACAAAAGAGUACUUUAGCAGAAAUAGAACAUGGAGCUAAGUUACCUGCAUUAAAACAAUUAUUAUUAGAUUGUGGCAUAGGACAACCACAACAACAACAAAGUCGCAAUUCUGUAUCUGCUGGUAGUACUCCAGAUAAUCAACCACCGCAACAGCAACAAUUAGUGAGUCAACAUCGAGCUCUUAUUUUUUGUCAAUUAAAAGCGAUGUUGGAUAUUGUAGAAAAAGAUCUUCUUCGUAUACAUCUACCAACGGUUACGUACCUUCGUCUCGAUGGAAGUGUACCAGCGGCACAAAGGCAUUCCGUAGUAGCACGUUUCAAUGCUGAUCCAUCUAUAGAUGUGCUUUUGUUAACAACUCAAGUUGGUGGUCUCGGAUUAAAUUUAACUGGUGCAGAUACUGUUAUAUUUGUAGAGCAUGAUUGGAAUCCCAUGAAGGAUCUCCAAGCGAUGGAUCGAGCACAUCGAAUUGGACAAAAAAAAGUAGUAAAUGUAUAUAGAUUAAUCACAAGAUCAACAGUAGAGGAAAAGAUUAUGGGAUUACAGAAAUUCAAACUUCUUACUGCAAAUACUGUAAUUUCAACAGAAAACGCGUCUUUGGAAACAAUGGCAACAGAUCAGCUACUAGAUUUAUUUUCAUUGGAUGAUAAAGGAAAAAAACAAGAAACAAAAGAUGAUGAUAUACCCAAGAUUACUGGGGUUCCAGGCAUUAGUCGUUCUGUCCUAGAAAUUCUUCCUGAAUUAUGGGAACAACAACAAUAUGAUGAUGAAUAUGAUUUUGACUCCUUUCUGUCUACUUUAAAGGCUGAUAACCUGUGAGCUUAUGAUUUUAUACAUCAGUAUCAUCAAUGACAUAAUAAUGUAAUAACAUAUUAAUACAUAUUUAAAAUUUUAUCACUUUAAAAAUGAACAUAUGUAAAUCAGACCUGAUAGCAAAACAGUGAUUCUAUUAAUUUUUUAGACUGAAAAUAACAAAUAUUCAAUGAAUGUAUAAAAAUAUAAGAUUUAAAUUAGUUAUAGAUAUAUAUAUAUAUAUAAAAAAAAAAAAAAAAAACUUAGAUAAAUAAGUUGGAUAAUAUUGAUUAAGUACUAGAAGUAAGUAAGUUUUGUUUAUUUAUAAUAACUUAUAAAAAUGUCGAUACAAUUACAAUUCCGUAUUUGUACCAAA
Apis florea (little honeybee) is the source of this 6276-nucleotide messenger RNA. RefSeq names its product histone acetyltransferase 1 (gene Hel89B). The record is from RefSeq and is a predicted model, not a curated record. NCBI's taxonomy places the organism in Eukaryota, Metazoa, Arthropoda, Insecta, Hymenoptera, Apidae. Gene Ontology annotation, molecular function: ATP hydrolysis activity; DNA binding; TBP-class protein binding.